CUCGUCAGCCAGUCUAGACGCCAAUUGACCAUUGUAGGCUCUUGAAGCCGCACUCCGUCGUCGCCGUCUAUCUGGAUGUCGUUGAUACCUGCUGUUGUUCGCUCGCCGUCAACGUUUUCUUACUUUUUAGCGCCGGGCGCGAUAUUAUAUCACGUGAUAUUUGGCUUAUCUAAUCAGCGAUCUGGACACUGUUGAACUUCCCAAGUGUUUUUUUUGCCCGCAGCCAUCCAUCGCUCAUCCGACCAACGAGACAACGCUCUGUGACACUCUGGCUUCAUUCGCUUGCUUGUUUUUGGGGAGUACAUAAGUCGAGGACACCGUCGCCAUGGCCGCUCCGGGUCCAACUCCGGAACAGAUUGCGAUGAUGCAGCAGCAGAUGGCUGCGGAGGCGCAAAGGCGUGGAAUGACAGUCGAGGAGUUUGGCAAGAUGCAGCGAGAACAGAUUGCGGCAGAGGCUGCGAGACAAGGCCUUACUACCGAGCAGUUUAUCCAUAGACUGAAGGCUCAGGCCUUACGACAGCACCAGAUGCAGCAGCAGCAGCAGCAACAGCAACAGGGACAGGCGGGCCAGCAAGGACAACACCAGCACCAGCACCAGCACCAGCACCCUCAGCAGCAGCAACAACAAGUUCCUGUAAAUUCUAACGCCCCGCCAGAUCCAAAGGGAAUAGCAGUUGCGCAGUUCUUGAGGUCACAGAACCUGAAGCCGAGAGUCUGCAUCUUGGAUGGCCGAAGGAAGGAAUUGUUCAAGGUUAAACGAGCAUUGCGAGCCCUUCAGUCUCCUGCCUAUGCCAAAGCGUCCGCUAAGCCCAAAUCCAACCUGCCACCGGUCACCGAUCUAGCAUCUGCCGAAAACGCAUUCAGGCUUCUACCAAUGUCCCUUCUGGCCUUGAAGGUGACCAAGAUCGAUCCCCAUGAAGGUCAUGACCACGCGAAACCGCCAUCUAAGAAAGGUAGAGUCAAGGGCCUGUGGACUGUCCGCAUACAACAGCAUCAAGACACCGAUCCCAUGUCCCACUAUGUCUGGCUAUAUGAAGGGCCCCAAUGGAAGCAGAAGGCAAUGGCUGCUGGAGUGUUAGCUGCCAUCAUGGCUGUUGUCAUGUUCCCUUUGUGGCCGAUCAUGCUUAGACAGGGUGUCUGGUAUCUCAGUGUUGGCAUGAUGGGAUUGCUCUGUCUGUUCUUCGCCAUGGCCAUCUUCCGUCUUAUUCUCUUCGCAGUCACAUUCUUCGUUGCUUCGCCCGGAUUAUGGCUAUUCCCGAACCUGUUUGAAGAUGUUGGGUUCUUUGAGAGUUUCGUACCCGUAUGGGGUUGGCAAGAGGUACGUUGUUAAUCUUUACUACUCUACCUGGUUAAAGUCGUUUAUCCUUUGGCAUGCAAAUGGUCGUGGACUAAUCUCGUAUCUAUAUAUAGACUAAGAAAAAGAAGAGGUCUAAGAAGACAGAUGGCUCAUCGUCAAAGCCGUCAAAGUCCAAGCCUUCAAAAUCCACAGCUGCUCCCCCCACAGCUACUGAAAAAGCUCCUGCUACGGAUCAACCCGCCACCGCACCAGACGUAUCUAAUGAAAAGGCAAAUCAGAAUAAAUCUUCUGAGCAGUCACCCGGUAAACAUGCCUUUGCAGCUAGCGUAGAGGAUGCCGAAGAAGAGUAGUCUCGAGGUGGUAGGCCAAAAUCCAAUUAAGACCCCUUUUCUAUAUACCCCACGCCUACCAUUGUUUUAUAGCCGACUACCAUUCUACCUUUAUUGCUUCAUUUGUGCCUCCAACCACCUGACUUUUGCCUCUUCUAUCUUCCAACUUCCUAUUCCCCUUUCCUUCCUCAACGCCUUUUUACUCUUCAUCUUCCUCAAGGGCUUGGUUUAUAUAUCACGAUGUAUGAAUAAUUACCCUAAAAUAAAUCUGGCGUUAACCUUAUUUCUGUAAUAUUAUUACAUGCCAAACUAUAUUAUAUUAUAGUAUCUUAGUAUUCAUGUGCUAUCAGGAUCUAAUGCUUUUUGUCAUGGGGUUGAUAAU
This is a messenger RNA of Trichophyton rubrum CBS 118892, 2008 nucleotides long. RefSeq lists its product as uncharacterized. Bases 326 to 1330 code for a protein of 334 amino acids. Lineage: Eukaryota; Fungi; Ascomycota; Eurotiomycetes; Onygenales; Arthrodermataceae. Gene Ontology annotation, biological process: post-translational protein targeting to membrane, translocation. Gene Ontology annotation, cellular component: endoplasmic reticulum membrane; endoplasmic reticulum. The transcript is spliced from 2 exons. The record is from RefSeq and is a predicted model, not a curated record.